Molecule: messenger RNA, 1572 nt
Organism: Cajanus cajan (pigeon pea)
Lineage: Eukaryota; Viridiplantae; Streptophyta; Magnoliopsida; Fabales; Fabaceae
Product: E3 ubiquitin-protein ligase SINAT2
Biological process (GO): multicellular organism development; ubiquitin-dependent protein catabolic process
Cellular component (GO): cytoplasm
Molecular function (GO): zinc ion binding; protein binding; ubiquitin protein ligase activity
Source: RefSeq, a predicted model, not a curated record
UGUGUGUUUUAACUUUUAAACGUCGCGUGCGGGAAGGGUCACUGGACCACCUUGUUGUCUUGGCAACGUAUCGUUAGGAACGAGACCAGACAACAGAGAGGAAGACCCCAAAAUAUAUUUUUUAUUUCCCAAAACUCAAAACAAUAAAUAAAUAAAUAAAUAAAUAAUAAACGAGAAAUCAAGGAAAGGAACAGAGCACAAUACAAGGGAAAAUCCUGCGAUUUCGAAGCAGAAGAAGGACAAGAACAAAAAGCGUUGGUAUUCAGCAUCCUUAUGCAUACCAACAAGACACGCUUUUUUGUUCAAUCUCCAUAGCGGGUGAUGUAGCAGGCCAUAAAAGUAAGAACUCUGCUUCCUUGUCAUCUGGAAAGAAAUACUGUAUACCUGGGUUAGGAAUGGCUCCUGGAAGCAGUGUUUUCAAAGAAGUUCUUGAAUUUCACCUGAUGUCUUCAGAUUAUGAGACAGGCAAGGCUAAAUCUGAGGCCAAGAGUAAUGGUGCAUCUACAAAAUCUAGCGUUGGCUUGAAUGGAAAGAGCGGAGUUAAUUCAAAUAAUGGCGUGUACGAAUUACUUGGAUGUCCUGUUUGCAAGAAUUUAAUGUAUCCCCCAAUUCAUCAGUGCCCAAAUGGCCAUACACUCUGUUCCAAUUGUAAAAUUGAAGUCCAUAAUCUUUGCCCAUCCUGCCAUCAUGAUCUUGGGAAUAUAAGGUGUCUGGCUUUGGAGAAAGUUGCAGAAUCUCUGGAGCUUCCUUGCAGAUAUCAGAGUCUAGGUUGUCAUGAUAUAUUUCCGUACUAUACUAAGUUAAAGCAUGAACAAAGUUGUGGAUUUCGUCCAUACAAUUGCCCCUAUGCUGGAUCUGAGUGCUCUGUGAUGGGUGACAUUCCAACUCUUGUUGCCCAUCUCAAGGAUGAUCACAAGGUUGACAUGCAUGACGGGUGCACCUUUAAUCAUCGAUAUGUCAAAGCAAACCCACAUGAAGUUGAAAAUGCCACAUGGAUGCUAACUGUUUUUAAUAGUUUUGGAAGGCAUUUCUGCUUGCACUUUGAGGCGUACCAGCUUGGCACAGCUCCAGUUUACAUGGCUUUCUUACGGUUCAUGGGUGAUGACAAUGAAGCCAAGAAAUUCAGCUACAGCUUGGAAGUUGGUGCAAAUGGCCGGAAACUUAUAUGGCAAGGAAUUCCAAGGAGCAUUCGGGAUAGUCAUAGAAAAGUUCGAGAUAGUCAAGAUGGACUAAUAAUUCAGAGGAACCUAGCACUUUAUUUUUCUGGUGGAGAAAAACAAGAGUUGAAGCUGAGAAUCACUGGUCGUAUAUGGAGAGAAGAUUGAGAGAUGUAAAUAUAAAAUAUUAGAGAAGUAACGUUUGUUUUGAGAUUUUUGCUCUCUGGCAAAGAUAGCAGCACCAUGUAUGUCUGUCUGCUUAUCUCUCAAUAGUUUUCUUUUUCAUCUCCGUAUAGCUUGUGUCUUAGUCGUGGGGGUUACUUUCAAUUUGCCUCGGCCUUCUUUUGUUCUUGGACAAAAUUAUGUGCUUCUGAAUAUUGAAAAUCAAACUUACCCUGGUAAGUUUUUUAUGUUA